This is a messenger RNA of Diprion similis, 1673 nucleotides long. RefSeq lists its product as uncharacterized. The record is from RefSeq and is a predicted model, not a curated record. NCBI's taxonomy places the organism in Eukaryota, Metazoa, Arthropoda, Insecta, Hymenoptera, Diprionidae. Gene Ontology annotation, molecular function: protein binding. The coding region runs from base 1 to 1371 and encodes 456 amino acids. The transcript has 17 exons.
AUGAGUCCUAUCGACACAGUUCCAAUACAGAUAUCGCCAUGGAAACCUGUUAAAAUAGCGGAUUUGGGUCCGAGGUACGAGAGGAUGGAUGUUAUUCGUACCUCAAACAUGUGGAGGUUGUUCCUUGGACACACGUUUAAUUAUCGUUCAUGGCAAGGAGAUUCGCUGUUCGUCCCUGUCAGGCUAAGGCGGAUCGAAAAUCUCUUGACAUUGCUGGGUGAGGAUAUACUGGACCCCACCCCAGCACCUGAGGUCGUAACUCAUUUCGCCAAAACGUUUACGAGUUCCGUCGAAAAUUUAACAUUGAACGCUACUUUUCUGCUAAUGCACAUUUGCCUAACGAGUUUGUAUAAUACAAUGCUAAGAACCUGCGGUAAACAUGACUGUGUUCCGAGUAAUCGAAUCGCAAGUUCAAUACUUUUUGCGCGCAAAACUCGGCCUAGACUUCGCUGCGAUACUUUGAAGUUCUUUCAGUACUCACCGAGGGCGAGGAAUAUUACAGGAGGAAAACAGACUUUAGAAAUCACUUUGGCAGAACUCAUGGAUGAUGGUAUCGAGAUAGAAGAUAAGGUAAACGAAAAUUCUGGAAAAGUUUCGUUGGAGCUGACAACAGUAAGGCAAAAACCUAAAAUGGAUGCAACCAUAUUCAAUUUAUUAUUCGAUCAUCAAAUACACUUGGACAAACCGGCAGAUUUGCGCUGCAAAGGUUGUCAUGUUGACGUAUUCAUGUUGGAAGCGCUAAACAACAGUAUGAAGAAAUUUUCCACCUUGACAACUUUGAAAUUACAACGAUGCUUCAUAGAUGCAUUUGGAAUUGUGAAAAUAGCAGAAAUGCUAGCCGAACCCAGUUCCACAAUAAAAGAUUUGAAUUUGGACAUGAACCCGAACACGAAACAAAACCAUCACUUUCUUUGUGCCGCAAGGACUAAGCUUCUUUAUCUGUCACUCAAAAUAUGUGAAAUUAACGACGAUGGAGUGGCAAAAAUAGCUUCAAAUCUGUCUCACCACGACGAAUCAUGUACCUCCUCGUUAAUCGUACUCAAUCUAGCAAAUAAUACUAUUUCUCAAAUAGGGGCGGAAAAGAUCGGUAAUAUGUUACGGACAAACAGAUCCUUACAAAGCCUGACAUUAACUGGAAAUAAAAUAAACGACGCAGGUGUGAAAUGUAUUCUCGACCAGUUGAGCCCGUUUACUCUGACGCACGCCGAGGUAGUGGAAAAGCGAUGGAGAAAGAUUAACCGAUUGAAACUCCGCAAGGAAAAAAUGGACAAUCUCUCCAGCCUAGCCUUAAGAAGUGGAUCUACAGUCUCUGAAAGCAAAGAGCGGGGUCGCGAUAGUCGUAUUUCGAAAAAACGAAGAGGUUCGGAUUGAUUUGAUAUUACAUAGUAUCAGUCAUUCGAGGAACGAGCAGAAGCCAUGAUUCCGGUUGAUACCCAUCCUUUGGUGAAAGACCUUAUCCAAGUUAACGGAACUCUUAUAUGCCCGGGAAAUUUUAGGCUGCAGCACUUGAACUUGAGCUUCAACCAACUCACUGAGACGACAUUACGGCGUAUAAUUGAUUGCAUUCAGAAGCAGCAAUCUAAGUCGAACGGCGCCGAUAUUACAAAAGGGUUAUGGCAUGUAAACGUAGAACAUAAUAAUUUUGAUAUAUCUUGCGAUCUUGCAAGGCAGUU